Molecule: messenger RNA, 2223 nt
Organism: Closterium sp. Naga37s-1
Lineage: Eukaryota; Viridiplantae; Streptophyta; Zygnematophyceae; Desmidiales; Closteriaceae
Source: the annotation of a GenBank genome assembly
AUGGAUCGACUCUCCGCCGCCCUUCCAGCGCACAAGAGCGCGUUCUUUUCCGCCUCCGUUCCACUCAGCACGCGCGCGGUAGCGCCACCCCGGCGCGCGGCUUCCCCCUCCACGCUUCCCCCCAUCUCCAACAUCUUCUUCCUCCGCCCGCGGGCCCCCCCGCCGCCGCCGCCGUCGCAGGAGCCGCCGAGCACGGGGAAGGUCCCCGCGCCGGGGCGGUACGGCGGGGCGCCGCUCGACAAGCGGAUUCGGCAAUCGUGGGGCGGGAAGGAGGAGGAUCCGUUGGAGUCGGGCGAGUAUAUCUGGAACACGGAGUGGAAAAAAACAGUCACGGUGGACGAUGCUGACAAGAACAAGGCGGCAGCAGAGGAUCCAAUCGCAUCAGCCGUGUCGUCCAACGACCCCGGCACUUCUGACGGCGGUUUCCUCUCCCUCGGCCGCUCGCUUGCCCUCGACAGCAUGGACGUGGAUCUGAGUGCGGAGCUGAACCGCCCCAGCAAGGCCACUCUGGAGAAGCAGGUGGAGGCAGCCCGCCGUGCAGCUGGCAUGCAGGCACAGCAGGCGAGCAGUGAGGGCAAGAUCAAGUGGCGCUAUGCCCCGACCACCAAGGAGGAGAGGCAGUGGGCCGAGGCCAACAGGAAGAGCGCCAAGAUGGUUAUGGCGUUUGUGGAGAAGGAGGAGCCGCUCACCCCGCAGCAGAUAGCAGAAAGAGAGAGGCAGCAGUAUGAGAAGCUGAAGCAGAGCCUGGUGCUAACGACGCUGGGGUUGGGAGUGGUGUUCACAGGCACUGCUGCUGUGCUCUACAGCCCUGAGGUUGCUGUCAGCUAUGCGGUGGGCGCAGUGGGGUCACUGGUGUACGUGCGCAUGCUCUCGUCCAGUGUGGAGGCGCUGGGAGCUAACUCUGUUCAGGGCGCUAAAGAGGAUGAGGCCUUCGUGGCAGGCAGUAGCACUCUUCAAUGCAUGACUGCUUCGUCGUUCAUCUUCAGUAGCGCUACCAAGAGGCAAUAUCUCUGUCUAUUGGUUUGGCGUUCAUCCAUCUGUUUACUUCCAUACUUGCCUUCCCUCGCUUCAAUUUUCCCUUUUUUUUCCUCUCCUCUUCUUUCCUUCUCUCUCCCCCUCUCUCCUCCUCCCUCCCUCCUCCACACUCCUCUUCUCGCCCCUCUCUCCUCCCCGCUCCUCCUCGCCCCUCCUCUUUCAUCCUCGCUCCUCCUCGCUCCUCCUCUCUCCUCCUCGCUCCUCCUCUCUCCUCGCUCCUCCUCGCUCCUCGCUCCUCUGCGCACCUCCACAUGGAUUCUGGUGCCGCAGUAUGGAGCAGUGCCUCUAGAGCUCAUCCCCAGGCUAGUGGAGUUCUUUGCCGCUGGCCCCUCCGCCGCUCCCCCGACCUCCUCCACAAUCUCGACGUUUCCCGUUGAUUCCGCCUUCCCCGCUUAUCCCGCGCACCCGUCUCGCUCUGCGUAUUCCGCUCACCCCUCUCACUCCGCUCAUUCCGCGCAUCCCUCCCCCCCCGCUCAUUCCGCGCCUUUCGCCGGUGACACUGGGCGCGGGGCCGCGCGGCGGAUCACCGCGCUCAUUGCGCGGCCACGGGAUGGCGGGCGGAGAUGGUAUGGCGGUGAUGCGAGUGGAAGGGGACGAGAUGCGGGCGAGGAGGAGGAGGUGGUUGUUUCAGGGGAGCUGGGAGGGCACGCAGGGGGGGGAGGGGAAGCGGGAGGUGAUGAUGAGGAAGAGAGAAGGGAAGCGGAUGUGGAGGCGGUGCGAGAGGAAGACGACGCUAGCAUGGACCUAUCAUGGCACCCCUCUGGACUGCCGUCAGCGAGCCUGCCCAGUCUCUCCCCAUCAGAAGCAGCGCAGCUACUGACCAAGGGGCGGGCGCGGGACAUCCGCAUACUGAACGUCGCAGGGCGCUGCCAAUGGGCGGAGCACCUCGUGCUUGCAAGUGCCCACUCCACGCGCCACGCCAGAGGGCUCGCCGCAGGGCUGGCUUACGAGUUGAAGCAGCGGUAUGUGAGGCAGGGCAUGGCAGCGCGCGCGCCAGAGGUGGAGGGCAAGGAGGCGGAGCACUGGAUGCUGCUGGACUGCGGGCGCACGGUGGUGCAUGUGAUGACGGAGGAGGGCAGGCGGAGGUACAAGGUGGAGGCGCUGUGGGAGGGCAAGGGGGAGGGAGGGGAGAGGGGGGAGGGGGGGGAGGAGAAAACUGAUGCUGAUGCUGACGCACGGGCGUUGUGA